Xyrauchen texanus (razorback sucker) is the source of this 4995-nucleotide messenger RNA. It is a transcript of the gene adgrg11, whose product is annotated as adhesion G protein-coupled receptor G11. The transcript is spliced from 20 exons. Gene Ontology annotation, molecular function: G protein-coupled receptor activity. Gene Ontology annotation, biological process: cell surface receptor signaling pathway; adenylate cyclase-activating G protein-coupled receptor signaling pathway. Lineage: Eukaryota; Metazoa; Chordata; Actinopteri; Cypriniformes; Catostomidae. Bases 375 to 2618 code for a protein of 747 amino acids. The record is from RefSeq and is a predicted model, not a curated record. Gene Ontology annotation, cellular component: membrane.
GACUCCACUGCUGCCACAGUGCUGUUUAGAAUGACUCAUCGGCAUCUGUGAUGAGUUCGAAGACAGUGGUGUCAUCUGCAAACCACUUCACAAACUUCAGGAGCUUGACAGAGGGGUCCUUGGCAGUGCAGUCAUUGGUAUACAGGGAGAAGAGUAGUGGGGAGAGCACACAUCCCUGGGGGCACCAGUGCUGAUUGUACAGGUGCUGGAACCGAUUUGCAUCUGAGAUUUGGUUUGCAAAACAGAAAACCACAGAGGAAUGGGAGAAAGGUUACAUGCAAAAUUAAGUACUGUAUAUUUCUGAGGACAAAAGACAUACAAGUAUUUGGACUAUAGAGUCAUCGUCUCUUCACCAGGUGUUAUUGAAUAAACUCAUGCUGGAAAUGCUGUCAGGGAUGAAGUGGUACAUCUGUGGCCUCCUGCUCAUUUUACCAGUGAAUUGCAAAACUGAUAAUAAUGGCAAUAAUUGUAAAGUAAAAAACAAAACAAAAGUUUGUCCUUUCACUACCCAAGAAUCCUCUAAUCUGGUCAUACUGGGUGCAGAUGGUUUCAUGGGAGUUAUGAAAACAGCUGAUUGUACUGAUGGUUCUUGGAAUGUCAGCAUGAAAAAUGUGUCACUUGUGUGUGAUUCUAAAGCAUUGGCAGACAACACAUCCAAGAUCACGGUUUUUUCAUUCAAUGGCAGUGACAACUGUACAGCAAACACCUCUUCAUAUUCUAGUACAUCAGUUAACACAUACUGCAGUGACUCUGGUGUGUAUUUGACAAAAAAUACCUCAGAUGAUUAUCUGAUCAGCAUUAACAGAAACAUUAUACCCACAUUUGUCUGUUUAAUUGAGGGGAACUGCACAAAUAACACCUGGUCAAACUGGAUUACAAAAGGUUGCAAUUGGACCAACUUAACUCACAACAACACAUGUAAAAUGACCUGCCUGGAUCCCACAAAGACAUGCGAGAGUGCACAAUAUGAUCCCGGCUGUAGAGAUGAUAAUGCAAGUGAUGAGAGAAAGGUGAACACCAUUAAGAUCACAAAUCAAAAUGGAGCUUGUUUCAAGUGUGGAGGUCCUUUUCAAAAUUUGAUAUCAGUGAAAGCACCAGCAGAAAUGGAAAGUCUGUUUAAUAAAACAGAGAUAAAUGCUGUGGCAGCUGCUGGGGCUAUGAAAAAUCUCUCCAACCUGCUGUCCCUGAUGGGGAAUUUAACCAUAGCAGCUGUGUCCAUGGGUAACAUUCAAGGCGUUUUAAAGAAAAUUGAAUCUGAGUCUGAUAUCACAAAAUCUGCUUUCAUCUACACUUCAAACACCGGAAUCAAAGUUAUAGAGGAUUUUGCAGAACUGGAAAAAUAUCCCAAUGCAUUUAUUGUUCCGGAAGAAGCCACACUGAAAGCAUUCAACCAAACCUCAGGAAAAGCUCUUCUGGGUCUGUUCCGAUUUCCCAACAUGACAAAGGAUGAAAACAACAGUGAUAUUUUGAAUGAUGAAGUUUAUGCGAUUGAAAUGGGGACAAAGAUUUCUAAUUUAAGUAAAGGCAUUGAGUUAAGCUUCCAAAAAAUACAGGAUGCAAAGUUUACUCCUACCUGUCAUGCAUGGGAUGGAAGUGGAGAUAAGCCUAACUGGUCUACUGAUGGGUGUAAUACUACUAUUGAAAAAGACAAGGUCACUUGUAAAUGUGAACACUUGACUUUCUUCGCUGUGCUUAUGGCUCCUGUUAAAGAAAUCCCUUCACAAGAUCUCAUAAGUCUCACAUACAUCACCUACAUCGGCUGUGGCCUGUCCAUGUUCUUCCUGGGCAUCGGGCUCUUCAUGCACUUUCUCUUGAGGAGAGCAAAAGCCAGUAACUCAGUCCGCGUGUUGAUCAAUGUCUUUGUGGCAUUGUUCCUGCUUAACGUGGCCUUCCUGUCCAAUGAGUAUGUAGCACGUGCGAGGGACCUCGCCUCCUGCCGGAUCAUGGCUGGAUUCCUGCAUUACAGCCUACUGGCCAGUUUCACCUGGUUUGGUCUGGAGGCUUUUCACCUCUGCUUGCAAAUGUCCAAAUACUCGGUCACCAUCAAACACUACAUUAUCAAGAUGACUGUGGCUGGGUGGGUUCCUCCUGCUAUUGUUGUGACCAUCAUUUUCUUCUUUGGCAAAUACGGUGAACAGACCAUAUAUACGGACACAGGCAAUAAUGUAACCAUGUGCUGGAUUGUAGACAUCAAUGUCCACUACAUUGUGAACAUCGGUUACUACAGCUUCAUCUUCAUCUUCACCUUCAGCAUCUUCAUUGUGGUGCUGCGGUGGCUCUGCAUGCUGAGGGCAAACAAGUGUAAUGGGACUGACAAAGUGAAGCGCUCAGGAACGGCCAACUCUGACAUCACCACCGCCAUGGGGCUCUGCUGUCUCUUGGGACUCACCUGGGGCUUCACGUUCUUCAGCUAUGGAGCUAUGCAAAUACCCUCAUACUACAUCUCUACCAUACUGAACUCCUUUCAAGGAUUCUUCUUGUUCAUAUAUUACCUGAAAUCAAGCACCUUAUUUGGAGAAGCUGCACCUUCAAACCAGAGCAGCUUGUCAGAGGAGACCAAAACAGAAAAUCCAUAUGACAACCAACUGUCAACAACCACCACAAAGUCCUGUGACUAAUAAGACACCUUUAUAUUGUAUCUGCAAAUUUGAAAUGUCAUAUCUGUCUAUUGAUAUUUACGUAUAUGAUAGGAAUAUACACUACUAAAACAUGUUUUGUCAGGUAACCCAAAAAAUGUGUUUCAUGUUGUAAUAUUUAUAUUAACUUGUGUAUUUCAAGUUAAAAUCAACCAGAAUACAUUAGGUUACACCAAAGCAAUGCAAUGGUUAGAUGAAAUAGAAAUAGAUCUUUAAAGUGACAUUUUUAAUUGCACUUCACCACUUUUUCACAGUGUAGAUAUCUGUUUACACUAUUGAUAUUCAUUAUUUUAUUACUGAGAGUCAACAGUAAGGUCAACCCUUUUAGAAUUUCCACAAGCUGAGCUGUUGGAUUACCAACACCCCCUUUUUUGCAAAACCUUGCACUCCAAAGAUAACAAAUGAGACCGAUAUCAAGUGGAAACAGUUGUCAAAAACAACAGCAACAAAAUAGCACCCUCCACUGACAACUGUUAAAAACAGCAUGACAGUAAAAUGACAUUAAGUCUCAAUAAUCUGCUGCAACUACAAUACUAUGAGAACAUGCUAAAUGAUUAACAAGCAGAAAGUGCCAGAGACCACGGCCCGCAGACACAUUUUUGUUUGCUGUUUACAGAGUCUAGAGCUGUCACAGAGAAAGGUUGCGAUAUCUCACAACACUUAUUUCAUACGUUUCCAUUUACAAAAAUGGUUUACAGCACCUUUAAUUUUUUUAAUACUCCCAGUGAACAACUUUACGGAAUGAAUACCUUUAUCUUUAAUGUUUUUAGGCAAUGCAAAUCACUAAACUUGCUGUAUUAGAGGAUUGGACAAAAUUCUGACUUUUGGUUCCAUUUCAGUUCAUGAGUUGGAAAUUUCUAUACAUUAAAAGACACAUUUUUAAAUAAAAUGAAUUAUAGAUAUACUGCAAUUUAAAUACAUAUUUCUAUAUUUAAAACAUUGAUUAUUAAAAUAAUCUAAAAAUAGUCCAUAUGUUAAAAACUGUGCAUUCUGUUUAAAUUCAUGUGAAGCAGUCAAUGGAAAGGAGGAGGCGAGAACCGGCUUGACGAUAUAAAUUUUAAUGAGAAACAUCUCUCUCUACACACACACACACACACACACACACACACAUAUAUAUGAUGGACAUCUCUCUCUUCCGCACAAUCCUCCGCAGUCGGCCUUUAUCCCUCUCUGAGGCUUGAUUAGCCUGAUAAAGGACCCUGCCACACUCCUCCCUCGUUCUCUCAGGCAGGGGAGCCCCCGGCAUGACCUACUCCUAUAUAAUUUAUUAUUGACUGCAGUUAAAUGUAAAAGGCUGCUUCAUAUUAAACAUAGCAUAAUACUGUCCUACUGAUGUAUUUAUCUGUACAUUAUAAAUAAUUGUUUGUAUUAAAUUUUUUAUUUCUGCAACACACAAUUCCCACAAUUGGGAUAAUUGGACAGGAAUGUUGGUCAAAGUGGUGUUAGGAUCUUUUUAAUCAGCUUGCCUUGAUAAUUGUUUUGCUUCUAAGAAAAUGUUACCUUAGUCUAUUAGUGUGUGUGUGUGUGUGUGUGUGUGUGUAUGUGUGAGCGUGUAUUUAUCACUUUGUGGGGACCAAAUGUCCCCAUAAGGAUAGUAAAACCCGAAAUUUUUGACCUUGUGGGGACAUUUUGUCGGUCCCCAUGAGGAAAACAGCUUAUAAAUCAUACUAAAUUAUGUUUUUUGAAAAUGUAAAAAUGCAGAAAGUUUUCUGUGAGGGUUAGGUUUAGGGGUAGGGUUAGGUUUAGGGGAUAGAAUAUAAAGUUUGUACAGUAUAAAAACCAUUAUGUCUAUGGAAAGUCCCCAUAAAACAUGGAAACACAACAUGUGUGUGUGUGUGUGUGUGUGUGUGUGUGUGUGUGUUCAGGAGAUUAUUUUCCUCCUGCCAGUCUGUUAUUGUAAAUGUUGAUGUAUCUUUUACCUUUCCUAUUAGAUUGAUAGUACUGAUUUUACACCGUCCUGCUGGUUUGUCUUUGCAUAAAAUUAAUCAAAUACCUGCCUCACACAAGAACACGGUUUAUUGUAAUGUAAAAGCAAAAAAUGUUUGUGUAAGUGGCACCUUUUCAUAUUUUACAUAAUUCUAAACUUAAAAUCUGAUACGAUUUUGUUCAUAGCACUUGAAGUCUGGAACUUUUGUCUUUGUGUUUUUAUUAAUAUGCAUAAAAUAUUGCUAGUAAUAAAAAAAAGGUUUUUUAUUCAAUAAACAACAGAUAUAUAUGGAUUUGAAAUUCCGUCAGAAAUGUUCUUCAUCUUCUUUUGGAUAUCUGGUGGAAAUUUUUCAUUAAUAAAUGUAUUUACUUUACACCACAGUGUAACCGAAUGAAUGCAAUGCCAAAAUAAAUGCAGAGCAGUUUCAUAGUA